AUGUCUUUCGACACAGCAAUCACCUCGGCACUCAAGGAACCGUCCACGAAGUACGGAUUCUGGCUCACUCUCCCGAGUGCGGGUGCUGCCAAGACUAUCCUACGUUCUGCCUCUUUCGCUCCAGGGGGGGGCUUCUCAUGGGUGCUGGUGGACGCUGAGCAUGGUUUAAUCUCGGACCAACAUUACUAUGAGCUUGCCAAUGCCAUUGCCUCAGAAGGUGCAAGCCCUAUUGUUCGCGUGCCAUGGUCUGAGGAAUGGAUGAUCAAGCGGGCGUUGGACGCCGGAGCCCACGGAAUCCUGACGCCCAUGUGCCAUACACCUGAUGACGCCAAGCGGAUUGUUAGUUACUGCAAAUACCCACCUCUUGGAAGCAGAGGAUACGGCCCAAUGUAUGCCUCUCACUCGAUACCUGGGAUCAAGGCGGGCGAGUAUGACAGUGGGGCGGACAAGGGAUUGAUGGUUGCGGUACAAAUUGAAUCAAGAUCUGGCGUUGAUAAUGUCGAGGAGAUCGCCAAGGUCGAGGGACUUGACGCACUGUUGAUUGGUCCCUUCGAUCUUGCUAAGCAAAUGGGAGUCGAGCGAGGCGGCGAAGAGCAUGAGGCUGCUAUCCAACGGACUUUGAAGGCCGCCAAGGCAGCAGGCAAGAAGGCUGCCAUUUUCUGCUCCAAUGGUGAGCAAGCUAAAACCCGCGCUGAUCAAGGUUUUGACAUGGUUUCCAUCAUUACCGACGUUGGCAUUCUCGAAAGCGGAUUCUUGCGCGAGCUGGGCACUGCGAAGGGCCAAGACGGUCAAGCCAAGGAGAGAGGCGGUUACUGA
Messenger RNA from Neoarthrinium moseri, 816 nucleotides. RefSeq lists its product as uncharacterized. Gene Ontology annotation, cellular component: cytoplasm. The transcript is spliced from 6 exons. The record is from RefSeq and is a predicted model, not a curated record. Gene Ontology annotation, molecular function: aldehyde-lyase activity. Lineage: Eukaryota; Fungi; Ascomycota; Sordariomycetes; Amphisphaeriales; Apiosporaceae. Bases 1 to 816 code for a protein of 271 amino acids.